GUCACCGGAAAGGCGGGCGAGGCCGCCCGGUGCCGGCCAAUGGGGAGCCCGCCGGCCGGGGACGCGGCCGGGGAGAAGCGGGGAGAACCCGGAAGGGUUGGCAUUCGGAGCCUCGCUGCCCAGAGGAGAGACCUUCCCUCCCCCCCAGCCCGCCCGCCGUUGCAUGCGCAGAUGGACCCGGUGGAAGUCGCCGCCGCUCCCGAGGCCGGGCCGGGCCCCGCCUGGCAGGGCAAGUGCCCAUGGGGAGCCCCUAAAACAACAUCAAUAUCAUGUUCCCUUGCUGAUGUCAUGAGUGAACAGCUGGCGAAGGAGCUACAGCUGGAAGAAGAAAAUGCUGCUUUUCCUGAAGUGGUUGCUGUUGCUGAAGGACCAUUUAUUACAGGAGAAAGUGUUGACACUUCGAGUGACCUAAUGCUAGCUCAGAUGCUGCAGAUGGAAUUUGACAGGGAAUAUGAUGCGCAGCUUCGGCGUGAGGAGAAGAAGAUCAAUGGAGAUAGCAAAGUCUCCAUAUCCUUUGAAAAUUAUCGCAAGGUGCAUCCCUAUGACAGUGACAGCUCAGAGGAUGAGGUUGAUUGGCAGGAUACCCGUCAUGAUCCUUACAGAGCAGAUAAGCCUACCACUACACCAAGAAAGGGCUUCAUCGGAAAAGGAAAAGACAUUACUACUAAGCAUGAUGAAGUGGUAUGUGGAAGAAAGAACACUGCUCGCAUGGAAAAUUUUGCUCCUGAAUUCCAAGUUGGGGAUGGAAUCGGGAUGGACUUAAAGCUGUCAAAUCAAGUCUUCAAUGCCUUAAAGCAGCACGCGUACUCCGAGGAACGUCGGAGUGCAAGACUCCAUGAAAAGAAGGAGCACUCUACUGCUGAGAAAGCAGUGGAUCCUAAAACGCGUUUGCUUCUGUACAAGAUGGUCAAUGCUGGGAUGCUGGAGACCAUCACAGGCUGCAUCAGCACAGGAAAAGAAUCUGUUGUUUUUCAUGCAUAUGGAGGAAAUGUACCUGAAGAUAAAGUUAUACCUCCAGAAUGUGCCAUCAAAGUGUUUAAAACAACUCUUAAUGAAUUCAAGAACCGUGACAAGUACAUUAAGGAUGACUACAGAUUUAAAGAUCGCUUCAGUAAAUUGAACCCACGGAAGAUUAUUCGUAUGUGGGCUGAGAAAGAAAUGCAUAACUUAACAAGAAUGCAAAAUGCAGGAAUUCCUUGUCCUCAAGUUGUUAUCCUUAAGAAACACGUCUUGGUUAUGUCUUUCAUUGGCCAGGAUCAAGUCCCAGCUCCUAAACUAAAGGAUGUAACACUUAGUAGUGAAGAUAUGAAAAAGGCCUACUGUCAGACUCUUAAUAUGAUGCAACAGUUGUAUAAGGACUGCAACCUGGUCCAUGCAGAUCUGAGUGAAUACAACAUGCUUUGGCAUGAUGGGAAGGUCUGGCUUAUUGAUGUCAGUCAGUCUGUGGAGCCAACCCAUCCUCAUGGACUUGAGUUUUUGUUCAGAGACUGUAGGAACGUUUCACAGUUCUUCCAGAAAGGAGGCGUGACAGAAGCACUUAAUGAGCGUGAACUCUUCAAUGCUGUCUCAGGUUUAAAUAUUACAGCUGAUAACGAAGUAGACUUCCAAGCAGAGAUUGAAGCUUUAGAGAAGAUGAAUGAAGAUCACGUGCAGAAUCAUGGGAAGAAACUGUCAGUGUUUUCAAGCAAUGGAGACCCACCUAUAUAUGAUGAAUAGCACUGAGUGUAUAGCUGCUAACAAAUAGAAACACAAAUUUACUGCCUCUAACUAUGUUGGUGCAGUGGUAAAUGUCAACUACCAAUGUCAAGAGAGAGUGGUUGACUGGGAAUACCAAAGUGGGAAACAUGGUGAGCAGACAGUGAUGCCCCAGGGUUGGUUUUUUGCUUUUUUUUUUUUUUUUAACUUAACCCAGACAUCAGACUGGCACUGUGAGAAUGGACUGUCACUACCUCUUCAGAUGUUCUGACAACUUCAUCAGUCACUCAUUUAUGUUAGACAAAUGUAGCUGAGGUGGUCAUAUUUUGCAUGAUUCAGAGCUUUUAAGUUUUAGUUUAAAAAUGAAAAAAAUAAAAAUAGAAAUUGUCUUAAGUAUGUAGUGGGAAAGCACACUAGGAGAGGCCUUCUUUUUUUCCUAUUGCUACCUGAAAAACUAAUUAAAAAUUCUGUAUGGACACAAUGUCAGUGAAUCUUUCAUCUUCCACCAAGGGCAAACUGAAGUAAAAUAAUGUGCUGCAGUCAUAUCAGAAAGUUAAUUUAACAAACCCAUGUCUUCAUAUAUGCAAAAGUCUGGACUUUUUUUUUUUUUAAAGUACAUGGAAUGUGGCUGUAACUGUCUCUCUAAGUACAAUUGGGUAUUACAUGAGAAACAGAUUGGAAUCCAGCCAGCUGAGGACUUCUUUGGCCAGGAAAUCCUGGGAGCUGUGUAACAGAGUAAGUUCAGUUAGCAUCACUCUUAAUAUACAAGUGGUAUCAAGAUCUCAGAACAAGAAGAAAAAAAAAAAAAUCUCUAAUAAUCUUGUCUCUAAGCUGAAAUUCUGGGUAGAGCAUCAAGCCUUACCCCAAAGAUAGUUAUAGAUUAUGAAAACGAAAUAUCGGUCAUAUUUUUUUUAAAGGAAACUUGUUGCUUACUAAAAAUACUCAAAUUUGUCUUUUUCAUGCUUUUAUUCUCUAUGUCAGUAUUUUAGCAAGUUCUAAAAACGUAGCACUGUUUCUCUCCAAAACACUUGUAAAGAUGAACAGAUGUAGUGGAAUGGUCUGGAAUGAAGAAAUUCUGAUUGACUUCUUUUUAACUCUAAUUGCUGUUUAUGGUGCUGCUCUUCAUCAGGCAGAAUAUGGUGUUGCUACAUGUGACAUUCUCACAGUGUGCUGUGGAAGUGAUUUUUUUUUUUUUAAAUGAUUUGUUGCUGUUGGAAAACUGGUGGUGAAGUAAAAACUUAAGAUCUUGCA
Molecule: messenger RNA, 2946 nt
Organism: Apus apus (common swift)
Lineage: Eukaryota; Metazoa; Chordata; Aves; Apodiformes; Apodidae
Gene: RIOK3
Product: RIO kinase 3
Exons: 13
Coding region: 40-1716 (558 amino acids)
Biological process (GO): maturation of SSU-rRNA; protein phosphorylation
Cellular component (GO): cytosol; preribosome, small subunit precursor
Molecular function (GO): protein serine/threonine kinase activity; ATP binding
Source: RefSeq, a predicted model, not a curated record